Exophiala oligosperma is the source of this 1768-nucleotide messenger RNA. RefSeq lists its product as uncharacterized. The record is from RefSeq and is a predicted model, not a curated record. Gene Ontology annotation, biological process: negative regulation of transcription by RNA polymerase II; negative regulation of phosphatase activity. The transcript has a single exon. Gene Ontology annotation, molecular function: chromatin binding; transcription corepressor activity; phosphatase inhibitor activity. Bases 29 to 1768 code for a protein of 579 amino acids. NCBI's taxonomy places the organism in Eukaryota, Fungi, Ascomycota, Eurotiomycetes, Chaetothyriales, Herpotrichiellaceae.
CCAUCUCAGAGUCUGUUCGUCACACACAAUGGACGAAUCUGCUCUUUCGCGUAUUGAGCAGCAAAGGACCGAACUGGAAGCCAAUAUCGCUAAGCUCCGCAAGUCGCUCCGACACUGGCAAACUCUGGAAAUUGAUUACGAAAGUCUGAAGGAGGAAUUUUUCGGUCUCUCAGUGGGAACUUCGGCUGAACUAUGUUUGGAAGUCGCUCGAGAUGCGAAGCUGGAGUUGGUCGAUGAUAAGGAGCUUCACACACUUCUCAAAGACAAUAGCGGCCACCCUCGCCAACCCGCCCAGAUUGUGGACCUUCUAUCAAAGCGUGUUGAAUAUGUCGACCGAAAUGUCCAAACAGUCCGAAAACAAUUAUCUGACGCCGAAAAACGAAGGAAUGCCUUAUUACUAGCAGAAGAACCUGACCACCGGGAUGAUGCCGGACUCCCGCUGGCUGAAAUUACCGAAGAACUGGACGAAUCAGGACAGGUAUUGUCCGGAAAGGUCGAUAUGCCUGGGUCAAGCGCACCACAAUUGCUUGACGUAUUGAAGAAAGCCGGCGUGACAGACUUGAAAGAAACAAAUGGAACAAUUACUCAUGCCGAAUCCAUGGACCCUUCUCAAGUUGACCGUGUGGGGGCUGAAGAAAGUGUGCAAAACGAUUCUUCAAAUGUCACAGCAGCUGCCGAUGCCUUGCAGAUGGUCGACGUGCCUACCUCCACUGACGAUACAGAAGAAGAGGCUCAACUACGCAAAGAAAUGCUGGAGUACGCCCAGGGAAUGGACGAGGUUGGCGCUAUCGUGGCUGAACUCGACCUGGAAGAAGACGGCUCAGAUGUCUCAUACGAUGACCAAGAUGAUGCAUUUGAAUUCGACUCUGACAUGGAGUAUCACGACGAUGUCGAAGAGGAUGAGUCAGAAGAUGACACCGGUAAAAGCAAGAAUCGCCUGACAGUACCAAGGGGUUACCGAAAAAAGAUGGAGGAACUACAGGAAAAACUUGGUUUGAAGAACUUAGGACCAGAGUCAGAGACCGCUGUCAUCGGUCAACAAUCACGACCUUCAGCCGCUGAAGCUGCAAGGAAAGCAGCGCUUGCACGGCAUGAUCAGUCCACGAAGAGCAGCCUAAAGUCCACAUUGGCGAAUGACGAUACAACAGCAAAACCAAGAACAGGUAAAAAGAAGGUGGCGUUUGCAUCCGAGCUGGAUAUAGCACCUUCUGAACCCUCCAGCUCAGCACGCUCCAACGCUGAAACGUCACGGGAAGAUUCAACGAACAAUCCUACCGUUAGACCAAUCAAUGACUCUGUGGUAGAGAGACAACCACAGACAGAAGACGCACCUGCUCCUGAUGCUGCACCAGUCGCGCCCAGAAAACAAUCACGUUUCAAGAGCACACGACAGGUGCAACCUCCAGCACCCUUAUCUGCGCCUAAUAUGUCAGUUCCUCUGGCAGAUGUUGAAGGGGAAUCCAAGAAUCCAAGUUCUCCAACUUUUCCGUCUACGAUCAUAUCGAGAGACCUUGUUGAAAGACCAUCGCCUAAAACGACCAGUGCUCCUGACCCGAAUGACUUCUCGGAAGAAAGCCACCAACGCGAGAUCGCGAUGGAGUAUCAAAGGCAUCGAAUGAAGCGGAUACAUGCUCAAGAUCGAGCCUUCGUUGGAGAUGGAGAAGACGACAAUUACGGCGAAAUGAUCACUUCCGGUAAAGGUAGAGGAUCCGAAGGUGCUUCAGGUGAAAAGAUUAGUCGAUUCAAGGCGGCCAGACUCAAUCGGUAA